CAAAAAUGGGAUUGUUGGGAGCAAUAGGCUUGUCUUUAGCAUUGGUAUCUCUGACUCAGAUACCUUAUAGUGAUGGGUGCAAAAUCCUGUCAGCAAAGUCCUCAAGCGCCUCCUCAAUUCUGGUAAAAUGGGAAAAGUAUGCUGGAGCAACAAACUAUUUUUUAGACUUUCGAGUAACAAACAAUACACGAAUUGCACCCAAUGUGCUGACCCUACCCGCGACCUCGACAGAACAUGAUAUGCAGGCUCUGAGACCCGGGACCACGUACAAAGUGACCCUCAAAGUCUUUCAGUUCUACACUCUGAUUUGUACGAUUACAGCUGAGGCGACCACAGUGCCCGCCACAUCGCAGAUAGUAGACGGCACGGCACUGACGAGUACUUCAGUCUUAGUGAAGUGGACGGCGAUCCCCUCGGCGGCCCUCUACUAUCUGCUGAUGUACUCUCAGACCGGACAGAUUUUGACCAACGAGACCUCCACCAACUCCUCCGCUGUGGUAUUAAAUCUGCAGCCCUCUACCAUCUACCACUUCUACAUCGUCGCAGCCAACCAGGCUGGCCCGGCAGCCAGAAGCAAAGUGUGGGCCGUCACCACUUUGGCUCGGCCUCCACUGAACAUCACAGCAACAUAUACUGGGUCAGACUCGGCGAGGGUGACGUGGCAGCCGGUGGAGGACGUCCUGCUGUACAAAGUCUCCAUCCAGGAUAUUGACAAACCCACCCGCCCUCCGUCUGUGUACAAUGUUACAGACACUAAGGUGGAUGUUAAAGGCAUCUUCCCAUGUACAACCAAUUUGAUAUCAAUAAGCUCGUACAGCAAGUUUCUGGUGCCCAGCGAGCCCACAGACUACACCUACACCGCCAACACGCUGGAAGCAGUUUCGUCAGUUUCGGUGAGCUACACCUGCACCAAUAACUCCGCCAGGGUUGACUGGUCGGCCGUGUUUGGGGCCUUUUCCUACAAGGCCACUGCGAUCGGCAAAAAUGGCACAGAGCUUUCCUGCAGCAGCCAAAGCACCAGCUGUCAGAUCAUCGGACUGAGCUGCGGACAGAACUACGUGGUGCAUGUAAACCCGAUGUCAGAGAACUGCAGGCAAUCGAUGAGCACCACCUCAGAUGCUUUCCAGACCGUUUCCUGUCCUCCUGAGAACCUGGAGUUGUUGCGAGAUUGUUCCAGUGAUGUCAUCCUCUUCUCCUGGGACCACACAAACAGUUCAGACAAUUACCUGGCCACUUCAGUGGACUCUCAGGGAGUAAUCCAGAAGUGUUUGACUGAAGGCAACUCCUGUUAUUUCACAAACAUGAUGUGUGGAGAGCACUAUAACUUCAGCGUCCAGACCAUCGCAGGCCGGUGCAGCAGCCAGAAUAGCGCUACUGUCGACAUUCGUACAGCACCUUGCAUUCCCCAGAACCUGGAAACCUCCAUGAGCUGCAACUCCAAUGUUCUGCUCACCAAGUGGGAUCUCUCUCGCGGAGCUCUUGGUUACAAAGUGAAGGUCUUCGGCAACAUAGAAAACAAAAACUUUUACAACUGCAGCUCAAUAUUCAACAGCUGCGCGAUGGCGGACAUGGAGUGUGGACAGUUCUUCAGUACACACAUCACAGCUCACAACGACGAAUGUGCCAGCCCUGAGAUGAUGGGGCCUGUUGCUCAGACAAACCCAUGCGUUCCUCAGAACGUGUCUGCAAUAAUGAACUGUGGAUCAAACUCCAUCACAAUAACCUGGUUACUAUCCGGCGGUGCAAUAUUCUACAUUGCCAUUGCAAAGGACAGCGAUGGCGUCAUUCACAGCUGCAACUCCAUGGAUUUGAAGUGUACGAUCCAGGGCUUGAAGUGCAGCACCAACUACACAGCGUACGUCAUUGCCUCCAACUUGAUGUGCAACAGCUCAGACAGCGAAAUGGUCGCCGUAGAGACAGGUGCUUGUCCACCGGAUCAAGUUACUGCCUCACUGGACUGUGUAGCCAAUGAGGCUCUGAUUUCAUGGCGUGGCCAGAGCAAAAAAAAUUCCUACACCGCCACCAUCAUAGAUAAAGAUCAAGGACUUCUCAGCUGCAGUUCCACCAAUACAAGCUGCAGGGUACCCAACCUAAAAUGUGGCCAGCUCUACACUGUCAGCGUCCGCCAGCACGACGGCACGUGCCCCAGCAUGCCGUCCGAGGCCAUCUACAUGGAGUCUGUUCCUUGUGGGCCCAACAUGAAAUCCAACUUAGACUGCUCGUCACAAGUACUGACCCUCAGCUGGAACGCAACGAAAAACGCAGAAGGCUACACAACUGUGGUCUCAGACGGCAGAAACAAAACAUCCCACGUUACCACGAUGCCCGCGGUGACGCUGACCGCACUGGAGUGUGGACUUUUUUACACACUGACAGUGACGUCCUUCAACAGCACCUGCGUCAGCCAACCUUCAGUGAUGUCCAUCAAGGAAACACCGUGUGUGCCCACUAAUGUGACCGUUGAAAGAAACUGUGACCAGACUUUUGGCAAAGUGUCUUGGAAUGCAAGCCGCGGCGCCCUGCGCUACCAAGCUGCUGCGGUGGAUACGGACGGCAAGCGCUUGCUGUGCUCCUCCAAUGAGACAUGGUGCACGUUGAACGGCCUCGUGUGCAGCCAGGUGUACAGCGUUGGGGUGUCUGCGCAAGACGACACCUGCUCCAGCAAUUACAGCUCUGCAAUGACACUGCGGGCAGCGCCCUGCGCCCCCACGCAGCUCGACGUCUCUGUCGGCUGUGCCAACAGCUCUGCCACGUUAAGCUGGAGCAGCAGCCCCAAUGCAGUGUCCUACACCGGCAAAGCAGUGGCCGCAGACGGACACAUUGUGACCUGCGACGCGGGAGUGAGGCUUGGUUGUCAGAUGGACGGUCUGCACUGCGGCAGGAAGUACAACUUCACCGUGUCAGCCUCGGAUGGCGGCUGUCAGAGUCCCGACGGUGCGCCUGUCACCGUAACAACCGCCCCGUGUGCUGUGAAGAGUGUGCUCAACACCUUAAACUGUAGCACCAACAUACUGACCAUCAGCUGGGCGCCUGCAUCCAUGCCGUUAAACUACAGCGCCACCGCCACGGCAGGAGGCGGGAACGUGCUUCACUGCCUGACCGAGGGUUCGAGUUGUACGCUGGCUAAUUUACAGUGCGGGAAGAGUUACAAUGUGACUGUCAGAGCCAUCAGCAACACAUGCGAAGGACAGAGCGGCGUCCCCGAAAUAGUGAAUUCUACUCCUUGUGUCCCCGUAAACGUCCGAGGCGUUGUGGAUUGCCCCAACAACACGCUGAAGGCGUCCUGGGACGCGGCCGCCGGCGCGGCGUCCUACAUCUCCACAUUGAGCAGAGCGGGAGGCUCCUCGUCUUCCUGCACUGAAGCUGGGACCAGUUGCCUCUUCACCGACCUGCAGUGCGCUCAGACGUACACGCUCAGCGUGGUGGCCACCAACGACCGGUGCAACAGCUCCGAGGGUCCCAGGAUCUCAGCGACGGCCGCCCCCUGUGAUCCAACAAAUGUGGCCUCUGCUCUGCACUGCCUCUCCGGCGUGGUGACGGUGAGUUGGGGGGCCAGCGCUGGGUCCAAAUACUACACGGCUCUGGCCCGGGCCACGGGGCACGCCGACUACUGUAAUUCCAACGGCACUUCCUGUGAGCUGACGGGGCUGCAGUGUGGCAAAGACUACGCUGUGACGGUGCUGGCUGGGGACGGGAACUGCAACAGCUCCGUGCUCGCCAAAACCAAUGUGACAACAGCUCCCUGCGCUCCAGUGAUCCAGCAUCACUCCCUGGACUGCGUCACCAACCACGCUGUGGUCACCUGGGUCGAGGACAAAGAUGCCAUGAGCGUCGCAGUCAACGCAACAUCCAGCCUGGGACACUCGGCGUCCUGCAGCUCCUCCACCAACGGCAGCUGUGUCCUGGACGAACUGCGGUGUGGACACAGCUACACCGUCCAGGCUGUGGCACGAGGAGUCCAGUGCGCGAGCAGACCCAGCUCUCCUUUGCAGAUUGUCACAGCGCCAUGCACCCCUGCAAAUGUUGAGGACACGUACUCCAGCGAGACUGGGAUCGUGCUCCUGAGCUGGGACGACACUUUGGGAGGAGAGAGCUUCUACGCCAACGUCUAUUCAGGAGACCACGCGGCCUCCUGCAGCACUGACCAGACCGACUGCUCCCUGUCCUCACUGCUCUGCGGUCGCGUGUACGACGUGACCGUGGUAGCUGUGGCCGAUCACUGCAACAGCAGCGUGCCAGGCGUAACGCAAAUACAGACCGCUCCCUGUUCUCCCAAAAAUGUCAGCGCCUCCCUGCUGUGUGACAACAACACAGCGGCGGUGAGCUGGCAGCCGAGCUCCGGCGCUGUUUCCUACCAAGUGGCCGCACAGGGCAGAGACGGCGAUGUCAAACAGUGCGCUACUAACGACACGAUGUGUCUCCUACCCAACAUGCAAUGCGCCCAGACCUACAAAAUCACUGUCACCCCCUUUUCUGAAAGCUACAAGGGCUACGACAGCAGCCCACAUAUUUAUAUUGCAGGCCCCUGCCCUCCCACCGAUGUGCAUGUAUCUCUGCAGUGUGUCGGUAAUGUGGGCCAUGUGACCUGGGCCGCUGCCCCUCUAGCGGACCUCUAUGUGGCCACGGUGCUGCCGUCUGCUGGGGAUCAACAAAAGCACAACUGCACCUCCAACGGAACAAGCUGCUCCCUCACCAACCUCAGCUGUGGCCAGACGGCCGCCGUCACAGUGGUCACCAGCGAGAGGGGCUGCACCAGCGAGCCCAGCCCGCCUUUUACUUUUCAGACAGUCAUUUGCCCGCCGACCAGCGUCACCGGAGUAACAAGUUGCGGCAACAACGAUAUCGCAGUAAGCUGGAACCCGAGCACAGGAAGUGGUGUUAACUACGUCGUCCACGCUCACAAAGAGGGCGGGACCAGUGCCAACUUCUCCACCACCCAGACGUCCCACGCGCUCACCGGGCUGCAGUGCGGGAUGCUGUAUUCACUGACAGUCGCUGCCAGGGACAGCGAGUGCACCAGUGUCCUCGGCGUGCCGAUACUGACUGAGACAGCUCCGUGUCCGCCGAUCAACCUGACGGCAAAAGCUGAGUGUGGAACCAGCAUGGGAACGCUCACUUGGGCGGAAAGCGUCAACGCCAUCUCCUACACAGCUACAGCGACUGGUACCCACGGCCAUGUAGUUUCCUGCUCAUCCAACACGACAACCUGCUCAGUGAAGUUGGAUUGCGGGCGGCGAUACUCUGCGGUUGUGGUUGCUUCUAGUGCGACGUGCAACAGCAGCGCGGGAGCAUCCUUAACUUUUGACUCGGCUCAUUGUCUACCUGACAGCGUGGUAGCGGACCUGGACUGCAACCUCAACUCCUUUGCGGUUCGUUGGCGGGCGAGCAUCGUCGGAGCCAACUCCUACAGUGCGAUCGCGAUUGGCAGUGACGGCUCUCGUGCAACCUGCAACUCCUCUUACACAAACUGCACCAUCCAGAACCUGAACUGUGGCCUCAACUACGGUAUCGUGGUCAAUACACUAUCAGUCGACUGUGGCACCAUCAAGGCAUCCGACUACAUGAUGCAAUCAGCUCCUUGCAAACCAGGAGGGGUUUUGGUGGAUCUGCAGUGCAGCACUAACAUUGCGUCGGUGACCUGGGGAAACUCUGGGCCCGACCAGACCCAGGCGGUGUCGGCUGUCGACAGCAGAGGAAUGACCACCACUUGCAACUCCAGCAGCUCCAACUGCACGUUCGACCAGCUGACGUGCGGGGAGAGCUACGUCAUCAGCGUGGUCGGCCAGACAGACCACAAGUGCAGCAGUGAACCAGCUGUUGCAGAAACGCUGCUCGCAGCUCCAUGUGUUCCCACCCACCUCACAGCACAAGUUCAAUGCGAGACUGGUAUCACCAUGGUUACGUGGGACUCAGCGCGUGGUGCCAAAUCAUACACAGUGUAUGCUCGGGGGAAUCUAGGCCACAGUGCUGAAUGCAACAGCACGGACACCAGCUGUAACUCCCUUGACCUGGCGUGUGGGCAGGACUACACCAUCACCGUGGUGGCUCGCCAUGACUCCUGCAUCAGUUCUGUCAGCGAGUCAAUCAACGUUACCCAAGUUCCUUGUCCCCACAGCGGCGUGCAGGCGUCUGUGGACUGUGACUCCAACACGGCUCUGGUGUCUUGGACGCCCGGCAGAGGCAUCCGCGAAUACUACGCCUCCGCGGAUGCCUUUAGCAUCUCGCACAAGCUGGACUGCUCCACCAACGGCUCCUCCUGCAACAUCAGCGCGCUCCGCUGUGGGCAGAGGUACAGAGUGAGCGUCGGUGGACGGGGAGAGAACUGCCCCAGUCCAACAGAGAGCUGGCAGCCAAUCACCACAGCUCCCUGUCCUCCAACCCAGCUGAGGGUCGACUCUUCCUGUGAAUCAAGCAACAUCUCGGUGUCGUGGAAGGCUUCGCAGGGCUCGGCCUCCUACAUGGCCGUGGCGAAGGACGCACAAGGCCGCCACUGGUCAUGUAACACCAGCAGCACCACCUGCCAGAUGUCUGGUCUGCUCUGCGGACAGCAGUACCAGGUCUACGUCGCUGGUAUGGAUGAAACGUGCAUCGGAGCCAAGAGUGACGUCAAAGUAAUUAAUACAGCCCCGUGUGUGCCGCAGAAGGUACAGAACGACCUCAACUGUCUGUCUGGGGUUCUUAACGUCACCUGGCAGUCGUCAGGAAACGUUUCUGCGUUCCGCGUCUCCGUAGAGAGCGGCGAAGGUCACGUCAGCAUCUGCGAGACAAAUGAGCUUCACUGCGUAGUGCACAACACGCAGUGCGGUCUGACCUACAACGUGUCAGUGGUGGCCCAGGAUGAGGCCUGCAACAGCUCCCGUAGCCCCCAACAGCAGGUCCUUACUGCUCCUUGUCCUCCCCAGACCUUCUCACCCACUAUCAACUGUGCCAGCGGUGUUGCCUCGGUAACGUGGAACAGCAGUAUGGCGGGGGUGGUGUACGCGGUGUCUGCGGUCGAAGCCGCAGGUCGCCAACACAACUGCAGCGGCACAAACACCGGCUGCGAUCUUGGCAUGCUAGAGUGUGGGACAGAGUACAACGUCACCGUCACACCAUCCAGAAACGGCUGUGUGGGCAGAGACAGCGCCACAAAACUGAUCAAAACGGCUCCCUGUGUACCGCGCUUGACUGAUGUGGAGAUCGACUGCCUGGUAAACUCAGCCUGGGUAAUCUAUGAGGGGUCAGCAGGGGCGGAGGAGUACAUUGUCAUGGCGACCGACGGCCAGGGUGACAUCCAGACGUUUGAGUGUAACUCUACGCCAGACGGGACAUGCCCUCUUCCCCCACUGAUGUGCAGUCAAAACCUCACCUUCACCAUGACCGCACGCAACUGGCAGUGUCCCAGUGCACCAAGCAAUGCUGUCACGACGGAGACUGCUCCUUGUCCUCCUGAGAAUGUAAAGAAAUCUGUGGUAUGCGACAAUCGCACAGUCGACAUCUCCUGGUCCGCCGUACCUGGUGCAAUAACGUACGCGGCCACGCUGGAGGCGAUUAACGGAGGCCAACAAUUUUGCUGCACCACUUCGGACACCGCCUGUGACAUCAGCGAGCUGCCUUGCGGAGAAAUGUACAUUUUGGUCGUUGUGGCUGAGGGCCGAACGUGCAACAGCUCCCAGAGCGAGGGGGAGCUCACCAUGACAGCGCCAUGCGUUCCUCAGAAGCUCAACGCCAGUCUGAGCUGCAGCAACAACGUGGCCUCCAUGUCCUGGGAGCAGAGCAGGGGAGGACAGUAUUACACAGUGAGGGCCGUGGGUACAGACGGCCACGAGCACGAGUGCAGCUCCAACGCGAACCAGUGUGAUGUGACAGGUCUGCACUGUGGACAGUAUUACACAGCUUCUGUGACGGCAGCGAAUACAGCCUGCCAGAGCAAAGGCAGCGACAGUGUGACGGUCAAGACUGGGCCGUGCACUCCUGCAAACGUCUCCUCUGUGGUGGACUGCGAGGGCAAUACUCUGAUUACUUCCUGGUCCGAGAGCCCGGGAGCCGACUCCUACAUCGCUACAGUGCAGGACAGUAACGGCCAGAGCACAACCUGCCAGGGCACAACCAGCGGCUCCUGCAAUGUGACAGGACUCGGCUGCGGUCAGGUCUACCACGUCUCCGUGGUGUCCUCGGAUGGAUACUGCAACAGCCCGUCCACUCCUGUAGUGGUCGCACCUUCAGUUCCCUGCGAGGCGAGACUUAUCAAGGCAGCGGUGGACUGCUACGGGCAGGUGGCGAUGGUGACGUGGUAUCCAAGUGGUGGAGCUACGUCGUACAUUGUCACGGCCGCCACCGCGUCGGGCGUCAACGUCACCUGUGAGGCCAACGACACCGCCCACUGUGAUCUGGAAGGGCUGCUCUGUGGCCACAGCUACUCCGUCUCGGUGACCGCUACAGGACAGACCUGCAGCAGCGUCGCUCACAUGACAGAACCCCUGGUCACUGAGCCGUGCAUCCCGGGGUACAUUGUCACAGGCUACAGCAUGACUAUCGGCCAGGUGUGGUGGGACAUGACCGCCGCCGCCGAUUUCUAUACAGUCGACGGGGUAACGGAGGAGGGCCUGAGGGUCUCCUGCAACACCACUGACACCUACUGUACGUUGUCCAACAUGGAAUGUGGCCAGAUGUACACCAUUAACGUCACUGCCAACAAUCCCGUGUGUCAAGGCGUGUCCACCUCCACCGAGGCAGCUGCGAUCAUGACAGAGCCUUGCCCGCCCGACAACCUGCAGACCGCUGUGCAGUGUCACAACGACAUGGCGAUCGUGACGUGGGAGGCCAGUGUUGGUGCAGUGGGCUACGAGGCCCUUCUGGCUGGGCGUGAUGGCCACGGCCUUUCCUGUUACACCAACAACACUUUCUGUAACAUAGAAGGCCUCCACUGCGGAAUCACCUACUACGCAAACAUCAUCGCCGUUGGAGAAACACUCAACAGCAGCACCUCCAAUACUAUCCUGCUGCUCUCAGCUCCCUGUGCAGCGAAAGAUGUGGCAGCGGAUUUGGAUUGCUACAACAAAACGGCCAGAGUCUCGUGGAGCCCGUCGGCUGGAGGAAAGUCCUACGCGGUGACAGCAGUUGGAGAGGACGGUCACCGGGCUGCAUGCGAGACCGACGGGCAGCAGUGUAAAUUGAGCGACCUGCGUUGCGGUCUGACGUAUAACGUCAGUCUCACAACCAUCAGCGAUCACUGCCAGACCGAGACACUCGCCGCCGUCGCCUUCAGCACAUGGCCCUGCAAACCGCUGCGGACUGGAGUGGACCUGCAGUGUGGGACGAGAGCGGCUGUUAUGUACUGGGAGCAGGUGGAGGGAGUGGAGCUCUACAUGGCCGCUGCCACCAGCGGCAAGGGAAUGACGCUGCAGUGCAACUCCACCAACUCCGCCUGCCAGUUCUCCAACUUGUACUGUGGGAAAUCCUACAACUUCUCUGUGACUGCAUUCAGCGGCAUGUGCUUCAGUGAAAUCAGCAGCACUGUGGAAAUUCAGACAGGGCCCUGCCAGCCAACUGGACUCACGGUCAGUGGGUCAUGUGACAAUAAGACGGUAGUGUUGGAUUGGUCCGCAGCUGAAGGGGCAUCAGUGUACGUGGUGUCCGCCACGGGAGACCAGGGAUACGUCACGUCUUUCCAAACACAGGACACAACCGCAGAGGCUGAGCUGCCCUGCGGACAGCUGUUCACCUUCACUGUAAAAGCUCAGGGGGAUCAAUGUGGCAGCGCUGCGGGCACGGCUGCAUCCUUCAAGACGGGUCCUUGCGCGCCCCGGCACGUACAGAGCUUUGUCCAGUGUGAGAACAGUCUGGGCUCGGUCAGCUGGGGCAGCAGCGAGGGGGCGGAGUCCUACUUGGCCAUCGCAGUGGGACAGGACAACCACACCCACGUGUGCACCACGAACACCACCAUCUGCUCGUGGGACGACCUGCACUGUGGCGAGCGGUACGCCGUACACGUCAUUGCCAACGACAACCUGUGCAGCAGCAUGCCGAGCAACAGCACGUCAAUACAAAUGGCACCCUGUGUUCCUCAGAACUUGAAAUCAUCUCUAAACUGCACCAUGAAGGUGGGAUCGCUGACCUGGAAUGCCAGUGACACUGCGGAGUUGUACAUUGUGACCGCAGAAACCACAGGGCACAAAGUGCUGCUCAGCACCAACGAAACGUGGACCUUCCUUUCUGAGCUCCACUGUGGGGAGAAGUACUUCCUGUCUGUUCAGGCGCAUGACUCCGUGUGCAAGAGCCUCCCCAGUCCGCCGUUAAUGCUCGAGUCAGAGCCCUGCCCGCCCACCGGGGUCACCAGCUUAAUGAACUGCGUCUCCAACAUUGCGGUGGUCUCGUGGAACACUUCGGCUGGGGCGGAGUUCUACACCGCUACGUUGACGCAAAAAGACGGCCAGACGCAAAACUGCUGGUCUGAAAGCAAUCAGUGCGGCAUGUCCGGGGUCCCGUGUGGACAAAACUACUCAGUGACGGUCGUCGCCUCCAACCGGAAGUGUAGCUCUGACCCCAUUGAGGGCGACACGCUGCAGUCAGAGCCUUGUGUUCCUACGGGUGUGGAUGUGACAAUAGACUGCUCCGAAAACCAGGUCCUCGUGUCUUGGAGCGCCAGCAAAGGCGCUUCGUCCUACAAAGUGACGGCGCAGAGCACACAGGGAGCCACGUCCUCCUGCGAGAGCGCACACCCGACGUGCACUCUGACCAACCUGACCUGCGGCCAGGUCUUCUCCGUCCAGGUGGUCGCGCAGAAUGAAAUCUGCUCAAGUUUACCGAGCGCAGCGACACAGUUCAAUUCAGUUCCCUGCACGCCGAGGAUUGGCUCUGUGGUUCUCGACUGCUUCACCGACUCGGCCCUCUUGGACUGGGCCCACGCCGAGGGCGCCCUGAACUACACCGCGACCGCUCGCUCUUCUGCUAGCGGCCACAUUUCCACCUGCACCUCCGACUUCACCAACUGCGAGCUGAAGGAGCUGGAGUGUGGUCAGACCUAUGAUGUGGUCGCAGUGGCCUCGAAUGAGGAGUGCAGCAGCCCGCCAAGCACGCAGUUGCAGGUGGAGUCAGUGCCUUGUCCUCCCAAAAAUGUCUCGCCUGUAGUGGACUGCUCCACCAACACGGCCCGCGUGGAGUGGCAGGCCAGCAGAGGGGCCGAUUCCUACACUGUUCAAGCCUUCGGCGUGGAAGAAGAUGAAUCUCACUGCGAGACAGACUUGCAGUCCUGCGUCCUCGGAGACCUCAUGUGUGGCUUCACCUACAACAUCAGCGUGUUCGCCGUCAACGGCGUGUGCAAUAACUCGCGCAGUGACAUGACACAGCUGCAAGCAGUGCCGUGUGUACCACAGCAGGUAAACGCCCGGGUAGUCUGCGAGUCUGGCGACGUGGCGGUCUCCUGGGAGCCAAGCAAAGGGGCGUCCUCGUACACCACGGUUGCCCGGGGCAACGCCGGCUACGCGUCCACGUGCAAUGGCAGCGAGACGACGUCCCUGCUCAAAGACCUGCUGUGCGGCCAUAACUACUCCAUCACCGUUAGUGCUUCAGAUGAGACCUGCAGCAGCGCUGGAAGCUUUGCUGUGGAGCUUAACACAGCGCCGUGCAUACCACAGGGAGCAACAGCUGAGAUGGUAUGUAGCAACGGCACGGGCGUUGUGUCGUGGGAAAUGGAGGACGGCGUGUCCUCCUACAUGGUGCGAGCUUUCGGGCCGGAUGCUGACAAGAUCCAGUGUAACAGCACCGGAACCAGCUGCCAGCUACCCAACAUGCAUUGCGGCCAGCUGUACAACCUGACAUUGACAGCUAAGGAUGGAGAAUGUGACAACAGCCAGGCCUUCCUCAACCUGCAGUCAGCGCCUUGCCGGCCGACCAACGUCAAGGCUUCCCUACGGUGCCGCUCAAACUCUGCUGCUGCCGUGACAUGGGAGCGAGCAAGUGGGGCGCUCUCCUAUCUUGCGGUGGGUGUUGCAGCCGAUGGAAGCCACAGGACCGAAUGCAACAACACUGCGACCUACUGUGAUCUGAGCGAGCUACAGUGUGGAAAGACCUACAACGUGAGCGUGUUUGCUCAGGAUGAGUCCUGUUCCAGUGUGCAGGGUGACGCGGCAUACGUGCGGACAGCCCCCUGUGCACCCCAGGAUGUGGCUAUUGACGCACAGUGUGACAAUGGCGCCCUGGCCGUGUCCUGGUCGCCCAACCCGGACGUCCAGUACUUCCACGUGGCGGCGGUGAGCAGCACGGGGGCGAGACUCCACUGCAACUCCAGCGGCACUGCAUGCACCAUGCGGGAUCUACCGUGUGGACAGCACUACAACGUCACCGCGCUGUCUGUGGCACGCAGCGGCUGUGAGAGUACGCCGAGCGCUGUGGUGGAGACUUCCACGGCCCCAUGUGUGCCCAGCAACGCUCACGGCCGCCUGGACUGCAUAUCAAACUCUGCCUGGGUGACGUGGGACGCCUCAGAAGGAGCCCUCAGCUACUACGUGAUGGCCCAAGAGGUCGGAGGCCACAACAUCAGCUGCACAACCUCCUCCUCUCCCUGUGAUAUCCCAGAUCUGAAAUGUGGGACCCAUUACUCCUUCUACGUCACUGCUGUCAACAAACAGUGCCGCAGUAAUCACAGCAGCUUUGAGCUUCAGACAGGCCCUUGUGCUCUAGCAUCUAUUACUGCAGAGACACAAUGCGACAGCAGCACAAUCGUGGUGGAAUGGGAGACUGAGGGUGACACGACGCUCUACAUGGUGACCGCUGAGGCCGAUGACCGCACCACCCUUUCCUGUAACAGCUCCUCCAGCUCGUGCGUGCUCCAGGACAUUAGCUGUGGCAUGCACUACAGCAUCAUAGUAUCCACUUCUUCUGAUAAGUGCAGCAGCCUCAGAAGCCCACCAAAGAAGAUCAAAACAGCGCCCUGCGUCCCAGCCGACGUGGUAGUGGCAGCGCUGUGCGAGGGGAAUGGCGCCGUGGUGACGUGGGGACACUCCCCUGUGGCUACGUCCUACCUGCUGACCGCCACUGGGAGGGACGGACAUGUGGCGAACUGCAGCACCCCAGAAAACAACUGCACCCUGACCGCUCUGCACUGCGGACAGACGUACAACUUGAGCGUCACCGCCGUUGGAGACAACUGCACCAGCCAGCCCGGAACUUCAUCCUACAGAGCAGUGCCCUGUAAGCCCUCUGCUCUCACCGUGGAUAUUGAUUGUGAGACCAACUCCGCCAUGCUGUCUUGGGGCGCCAGUGAGGGGGCCGUGGAGUACUUUGGCUGUGCCCAAUCUAUGCAUAGAGACGCCCUCUACUGCAACAGCACAGUGCCCUCCUGCACAAUCGAGAGAAUGGGAUGUGGGGACAUUUAUAAUUUUUCUGUCGAAGCCUCAAACGGCGUCUGCAACGGCUCAUUUAGUCCGCCUGUGCAGGCUGGAGCAGUCCCGUGCCCUCCGACUGUUUUCGAUGUCCGAAUGCAAAGGAUAGGCAACGCUCACUGGGCCAUGAUAUCAUGGGACAGUGUCAAUUGUUCCGAUGUGGAGUACCUAAUGGAGAUGACCGGUCGAAUCAACAACAACCCACAGACCCUGAUGCAGGUCUCUUCCUACUGGUUCUCCAGGACUUACUUUGAGUUGCCAGUACCUUGCAGCACGCCUUAUAACUUCACUCUACGGUCCAGAAACUCAGCCGGGGCCAGCAAGCCAUCCGGCGCCGUCGCUGGAGUCUCGGUCCCCUGUGCGCCACAGAAAGUGAAAUACACCGGCGACGCGGUGUCUGCUGUGCUUUCCUGGGAGUCUUCAUUGUUUGCCACGAGGUACACAGUCUACAGCGUGUCGGGGGCCGACCCAGUCCAGAUUUGCAACACCACGGGGCUCUCCUGCCAGCUGACCAACUUUGACCCCAACACCACUGAAGUGACCGCCAGCAAUGCAGCGGGGGAAAGUGUCCCUAACCGAGACAUCACAGGUCCGCUGGUGUCUCGCAGAAAAAGGGAUUUGCAAGGCAGUGUGAUCAACGACCAUUUAGAUAGCAGUCUCGAAGUCCCAAAAGUGCUGACCGUAACAGCAAGUGGAGCUUCCUUGUACGUGAAGUGGCUGACCGUAAAGAAUACAACAGAGUACACGGUCGUGAUGGAGGAGAAGCCGCAGACCAAUCAGCCACCGAGAGUGAGAACCGUGCGAGGCCAUUCUCACAACGAGGCCGGCCUCAAGCCGCGGACCAAAUACUGCGUCAAGGUGGCAGCCAGAAACGGCAUCGAGCAAAGCGACUACUCCAGGCCCGCGUGCAGAACCACAGGUGCUUUGUUAAGAAACACCACAGGUACACUUAAAUAGAGGAGAGACUUGUGGAAAGUUUACAACUGCAAAGCCACAACGUGCUUCCGUUUGGAGUAAUUCUUGCAUGCCACAAAAUAAUCCUGAUGAACUUUUAGAUUUGAAAGCUCUUUGUUAGCGAUAGCAUACAUUGUGAUCUUAGGGCUGGUAUCAUAGCAUCAUAGGGGCAUUAAUGCUGUUUAGUAAAAUAUACUGCUUAAGUUCUAUUUAUCAAAACUGGUUUCAUUUUCAAAGUUAUUAUAUUCUCUGCAUGAUUGUUGAACUUAAAACAAAACGUAUAUUUUUCAAGCAAUGUUUUUAAGACAUUUUCUUUAUGAUUUACUAUGUGACUUCUGCUUUGGUGAACACUCCGGUAUAUCUUUUGUAACACAGAAAGGAAAUUAAAAAUAAAAAAGAAUCUGAGACAUUAAAAAAUCCCUGUGUAUGAA
Messenger RNA from Gasterosteus aculeatus aculeatus (three-spined stickleback), 14746 nucleotides. RefSeq names its product fibronectin type III domain containing 7b (gene fndc7b). Gene Ontology annotation, molecular function: protein binding. NCBI's taxonomy places the organism in Eukaryota, Metazoa, Chordata, Actinopteri, Perciformes, Gasterosteidae. The record is from RefSeq and is a predicted model, not a curated record.